Amaranthus tricolor (Joseph's coat) is the source of this 918-nucleotide messenger RNA. RefSeq lists its product as uncharacterized. The record is from RefSeq and is a predicted model, not a curated record. The coding region runs from base 1 to 918 and encodes 305 amino acids. NCBI's taxonomy places the organism in Eukaryota, Viridiplantae, Streptophyta, Magnoliopsida, Caryophyllales, Amaranthaceae. The transcript has a single exon.
AUGCUAGCACGAAACCUCACUGCUGCGUUUUCCGAACAGCUCCGCGUCGUCCUGAAUAACAAUAAUCCUGUUCCACAACAAGUAUUGGAUGAUAUGGCAUAUCAAAUAAAAAAUCUGCGGGAACGGAUCGAGCCCCCUAACGAGACACCCAAAUCCCACGAAUCUCAGGAUGGGAACUCGGAGAUGUCACGUUCCAGCAAGAGAAACAAGAGGCGACGGGAGAGACCAAGGGCUCACGCAAGCCUCGGCAGAAGUGAUCCUAGAGACAGAGAGUCUAAAACCGCCUCUCAAAAUGCCCGUACUUAUUUAGAAAGCAAAAAGCAUAAGGCAUCCGAAAGCAUCCAGUCGCUGGUGGAUCGACGGAGGGAAGAGAGGAAGAGGGCGCAGCUGGUAGGAUCUAGCCAUCCAGCGAGUCCUGUAACCAUGCCGCGGAACGAAGUUGAGGUCAAAAUCCUCCCUGGAGAUCCUACGCCGAUAAUCUCUCCAAUGGCUCCUGAAAUAUUAAACAUUCCCAACUCGGGGAAAAUAAAAAUCCCAAAUAUGGCAGCGUUUGACGGAACGUCAUGCCCCGAAGAACACUUGAUGGCGUACAAGAACUUGAUGGUGCUGCACACUACCAAUCCUUCCUUGUGGUGUAAAUUCUUCCCAACUACUCUUACGGGAGCAGCCUUGAUGUGGUACACCUCCCUUCCACAAGGAAGUAUCCACAAUUUUGCCCAACUAGAAGGCAAAUUUCUGGGCCACUUUAUAGCCUCAAGAAGGCAGGAGAAAUCAAACUUCCACCUACUAAGUGUCACUCAAUUGGAAGGAGAAUCCAUAUCCUCCUAUUUGAAGAAAUUCCAUGAGGCGGUGCUAGAGGUGACGGAUUUAGAGGAAUCAGUCGCCUUAAACGCCCUUAUCAAUGGAAUGAAGGCUUAA